GUUACGGUCCGCGUGACAUAAUCUUAUCGAGCGUGGUCGGAUGGAUAUUUAAUAAUCGCACACGCAUUGAUACACUCUCAGUGAGCCGUUAAGAAGCUAUCAACGUACCAUCAACAUGGAGCUAUUGCUGUCGCCGUGGAAGCUAACGUGGCUUUGCGGACUGGUGUGCCUGCUGGUGCCUGCGGUGGUGCAGUGCACGUUUUUGGACACGUACCAGGGACAGCUGGCCGAGCUGCACAAGCAGAUGAAGACGGAAAUUGGCAAACGGUUCCGGGAGAACAGUGAGCUGAAUGGUGCAAUGAUCGAACGGGACCUGAUUCCACUGUUGGCAGAGGGUACGGUCGCCAUCCGGGAGGCAAACAGUGAUCUGCAGGAUCUGAUUGCAUUCCUGCGCCCGAGUGAUGCGACCGGUGAAUGUUGGGCCUCGGUAGAUGCGUUGAUCUAUCUGUACAAGAUAUUCUCACAGUGGGACCUGCAGGACUGUGCGUACGCUGGCUACGCCCGGUGGAUGCGGGAAGAUGGCCGGGUACGAUUUUACCCGGUAGCGCACGAGCUGCACCGUGCAAGCAGUGAAGUGAUCAACGCCAUCGUCGGUGUCCUGUCGGAGGAUAAUGUGAUCACAAACGGUGAAGAGGUCGAGGGCCGGCUGGAUGCCAAUUUGGAUCACUUUAACGAAGUGUCGAUUGAGGGUCUGCAGGAUUUGGACGAGGAGCUCGAGAAGCACAACGAUCGAAGGGAUGCAAUCGAACAGUUUAUGCGCCAGUGUAUCGAUCGGACAAUUGCUACGAGUCGGGAGGAUGUUGAUUACACUGUUCGCUAUGCGGAAGAUUUCUGUUUGUAG
This is a messenger RNA of Anopheles maculipalpis, 841 nucleotides long. RefSeq lists its product as uncharacterized. The transcript has a single exon. The record is from RefSeq and is a predicted model, not a curated record. Bases 116 to 841 code for a protein of 241 amino acids. NCBI's taxonomy places the organism in Eukaryota, Metazoa, Arthropoda, Insecta, Diptera, Culicidae.